UUUUAUGAAAACUGAGGCUGCCACAGGUUUUUUUUCAUGUUUGUAAGGGGGCGGUACACACUGUACCUUUAACAAUGAAGAAAAAUAUGAAAACUCUCUGAAUAAAAGUCUGUCACUGAUGCAGCUUAACAUUUCUUAUCAAUGACACAUUCACAUGAAAACAGCUCUUAACAUUUAUAGAAGAGUCAAGCACAUGUUGAUGUAGCAGCUCCGCUUCUCCAGCAGGAGGCAGUGACGUGUCCCAGCUGCACACUGAGCAUGCGUAGGGACAUGAACCCGGAAGUGUGAGACGUAAACAUGUCGAAGAUCCAGAUGUUGCAGCUGCUCAUCACGCAGCGACUCAGCGCGGCCGCGGAGGAAAUCUUCGGUGUGUUUGGGAGAACCAUCGCCGAGUACGAGGAGGAGAUCUCCCGCUCCAAGCUGGAGAUCGACCGUCAGAGGAGGCUGCUGGAUCUCAGCAGGAAGCCGCGGGUGUCGGUGCAGCUCAGCGGCGGAGCUCUUUGUGAGCAGCAGGACUGGAGCUUCAGUGUCGACCUGAACGAGAUGAAGUCUCCUCAAAUCAAAGAGGAGGACGAGGAGUCGUGGUCGACUCAACAGGAGGAGACGCAGCAGACGAUGGAGCAGAAUGACGCGAAGUUGUUCCAGAGCGACGGAACCGAGGAGGAGGUCAGCAGCCGCACGACUCCGUCAAUGGUCGGGAGACUGGAGGAGGAGGACCCUCGGCCGGGGACGUCAGUCGAGGACGAAGAUCUGAGCUCGGUUCAGCCGGACCUGGACGCUCCGCUGUCCGAGGUCGUGGACUCGUACAUCUGCACCAUUUGUGGCCGUGCGUUCGCUCAGCGCGGUCACUGGGCUAAACACGUGCAGGUGCACCGCAAAGUGCAGAGCAAAGUGGACAAGUCGUACACGUGUGACAUUUGCGGGAAGAGGCUCACGCGGUUCGACGGUUACCAGAAGCACCUGAGGAUCCACACGGGCGAGAAGCCGUACUGCUGCGACGAGUGUGGCCGCAGGUUCAGCGACAACUCCAACUACAAACGACACAUCCGCACACACGCGGGAGCGAAGACUCAGCAGAGCUGAGGCUUCGACCGUGACAAACUUUUUCAUCACGUGACAUGAGAAGUUCCAGAAAAUGUCUCCUCCGACUUUUGAGUUUCACUCAGGAUCUGUUAGUGGUUAGAAAAUAUAUCGUGACUAUUAUGUCAUUUCAGACGACCACAGUGAUCCGAUGACUCAUAUAUUUAUUAAACAUCAGUACACUGUAAAAACAUUUUUUACAGUGUACUGUGUUAUAUCCUGCUUUUCAAAAUAAAAGCCU
This is a messenger RNA of Paralichthys olivaceus (Japanese flounder), 1321 nucleotides long. RefSeq names its product zinc finger protein 771-like. Gene Ontology annotation, molecular function: DNA-binding transcription factor activity, RNA polymerase II-specific; RNA polymerase II cis-regulatory region sequence-specific DNA binding. Gene Ontology annotation, biological process: regulation of DNA-templated transcription. NCBI's taxonomy places the organism in Eukaryota, Metazoa, Chordata, Actinopteri, Pleuronectiformes, Paralichthyidae. The record is from RefSeq and is a predicted model, not a curated record.